GAACUUAGUAGGACCAAGAUAUUAUGUCUUCUUUCAAAUCGAUUGCAAAGAAUAGCUUAUAUUUGUUUUUUUAUGGACUUUACUGAGUUUCGAUUAGUAUUUGAAUGACUCAGAUCGCUUUGAAGGUGACUCUGAAUGCUCGUGGGUUUCUAGUGAAAGCAUCACAUUGGCAAAGAAUUGGCGUGGAUGGUCUCAUUGUUCACCUGACGAUAACCUUCAGUCAGGUUUGUCACUUGAACACCAGUUGGUCACUUUUCACGUAAACUCCGUGAUUCCUAUGCUUUAUCCUUUAUGUUUAGCAUCAAGAAGCGUUUCUUCCCUAUCCGAUCUGUCUGCUCGAGUCUGUGCUCGUCAAAUGUCUUUUGUAGAGCUGGAACGAAAUUACCGCGAUAUAUCACGUUGGUUUUGGAAAUUAUGCAUCAGUGAAAUUCCUGUUGCGCAUUCAUUACCUGACAAAUUAUUUCUAAGCAUAGUAUAUUGGUGCUUUCCGGCUACAGCGGACGACAUUCGCUUGUAUAGUUGCCUCGCGAAUGGGAAUGCUGAUGAAUUCAAUCACGGUGGUAGUUUGUAUCAGACAGGAGCUGUGCGAGAUGUGGUUCAAAUUGGUAUGUUUAAGGAAAGCCAUGUUGGUCCCAUUUUGGAGAUCUCUUUCAUGUUUUGGUAUACUAUGUUGUCUUUUAUUUACUAUUUUUUUCAUGUAAGAUCAUUCUUUUUCAGAUGUAGGAUAGUCUCAUGUGAUUGCUCUUGUGCAUCCAAAUCGGCUUGGUGCCAGCACGUGGUCGCUGUUUGUUUGUAUAGGAUUCAUCAACCCAAUGAGGUACAAUUCAGGGUGACAAUUUGGGACUCUGUGAAUGAACUUUCAAUGGCUAAACUCAAAAAAUUUGCACAAUAUUUGGUAAACGAGCUUCCAAAAGAAUAUCUUCCUGUUGCACAACGAUUGCUUGAUCAGCUCAAGUGUUCAGAAUCAGAAAUAAAUCGGUCACCUGGUGCUCCAGAUCCGACUGAUGGAGGACACGAGAAGGUUCGCUUACACACGAGCAUACGUCGCUUGCUGAUUAAAUAUUGUGUUCCAGCUCCUACUGUGCACUGUGAUGUGCAGUAUCUCGGUACAGCGCAGCAUCCGAUUGCCGCCGAGUGGUUGACAAUAAUGAAGUCCUUGCGUGCAAGAGAACCAGAGGGUAUCUGGAAUUUAAUGGCCAUCGUGCGUGAGAUGUUUGCACGCCGAGAUGAAAACGCGGUGUCGUUACUGAGCAUUUUAACUGUUGAAUGUCUUGCCAAUUGUCAGGUUCUCCUUUGGUGGUACGUAACAAAACUUGUUCAAGGUGGAAAUUGGUUCCAACAAACAACAGUUAGUAGCCAAAUCAGCGCCCAACUAAACUGUGCUCAACUCUGUGAUGAGAUUGUUACUCUGUGGCGUUGUGCAGUGUUGAAUCCAAUGCUGUCCCCGCAGAACCGAAGGCAGUUCAUUGACUACCUAGUGUUUCUACAUUUGGUUUUCCUUAAUAUCACCCAUAUCAAUGUCGCGGCUUUAUUACUGAACUCAAUCCAAGAUGUAAAAGGCUGUUCUCUGUCUAUCAACAAUGCUCAUUUCGGGUUGCAGCAGUUCCCUGGAUUUCAUCCAUGUUUGCAGGUUUUGUUUGCUUAUUUUUUCUUGUAUAGUUUAUAG
Molecule: messenger RNA, 1666 nt
Organism: Angiostrongylus costaricensis
Lineage: Eukaryota; Metazoa; Nematoda; Chromadorea; Rhabditida; Metastrongylidae
Source: the annotation of a GenBank genome assembly